Molecule: messenger RNA, 906 nt
Organism: Linum trigynum
Lineage: Eukaryota; Viridiplantae; Streptophyta; Magnoliopsida; Malpighiales; Linaceae
Source: the annotation of a GenBank genome assembly
AUGAGAGCAGCAACCUGUCUUCUCUUGUGCCUCUUCCUUUCCGUCGUCGACGGAGCGGUGCAACUCGCACGACAAGGCCGCGCUGUUCAAGAUCAAGCAAAGCUUCGGCAACCCUUACCUCCUCGCCUCCUGGCUGCCGGACGCCGACUGCUGCACCAGCUGCUCCCCGCCGCGAUCGGCGACCUCCCUUACCUCCAGACCCUCACCUUCCGCAAGCUCACCAACGUGACCGGUCCGGUCCAGCCCGCGAUCGCGAAACUCAACCACCUCAAGUCCCUCCGGCUCGACCACCUCAACCUAACCGGUUCGGUCCCCGUCUGGCUGUCGACCCUGAAAAACCUAACCUAUCUGGACCUCUCGUUCAACUCGCUCACCGGUUCGAUCCCCGGACAGCUCGCCGACCUGCCCAACCUCGACGCGCUCCACCUCGACCGGAACGGUCUGACCGGCCCGAUCCCGGACUCGUUCGGCCGGUUCGGGGGGAAAUUCCCGUCUCUGUUCCUCUCCCACAACCGGCUCUCCGGCCAGAUCCCGGCCUCCAUGGCGAAUUACAACACCGAUUUCUCGAUCGAUCUGUCGAGGAACCAGCUGCAGGGCGACGCGUCGGUGCUGUUCGGGGCGGAGAAGAGCGUGCUGUUUGUGGACAUCUCGAGGAAUCUGUUCGAAUUCGAUUUUUCUAAGAUCGCGGUGUUUCCGCCAAACAUGACGAAUCUGGAUGUGAAUCACAACAGGAUCUACGGGAGCAUACCGGCGGCGAUGGCGGAGCUCGAUCUGCAGUUCUUGAAUGUGAGCUACAAUCGGCUCUGUGGGGAGAUUCCGACCGGCGGGAAGUUGCAGGGCUUCGAUUCGUCGGCUUACUUCCAUAAUCGGUGCUUGUGCGGCGCCCCGCUCGAUAGCUGCAAGUGA